AUGAUGUCAACGUUGUGUCAUCAAUCCAAAGAAGAACAAAACAAAGAUUCAAUUUUGAUUUUCCUUCAUUGCCUGUGCAGUUCUUUUUCCGCAGCGAGUUGCAUUCUCAUCAUUCUCACAGAAUCAAAGAAAAAUAGAUUUUUCACAUUUCGAGAGCUCCAAAGGUCAAAACCAUGACUAGCACACAAACGGGAAGUGGCCUCCAGCUGGCGCCCUUGCGAUCGGUUAACGAUUUUUUGCUCGAAUCCGCUCGUUUCCAGUUGCCAAAUUUCCAAGACUUUGAGAAGUGGGGCAACCGGGUGGUGAAGAACCUGCUCUACUACCAGACCAACUAUCUGCUAAUGAGCGCUGCCGUUUUUCUUCUGGUUGGGCUGAUCCAUCCCUACAAGGUGGUCCUGGGAAUGAUGGUCAUUAUGGCCCUGUUGUAUGUGUUUGUAAAGUUUUUCGCUGCCGAAGCUCGUCGUUCGAUUGAAGCGGUCAGUGGCCAACAGCAGCCCAACAAGUGGGCCGUGCUGGGAGGAGUGCUCGGAUGCUGCUAUCUGGUGCUGUUCAUGUUUGAUGCGGUCCUUAUCGUAAUGUUUGCCGUGCUGUUGCCGUUCUCGCUGACUUUCGUACACGCUUCUUUGCGAUUGCGAAACAUGAAGAACAAGAUAACCAAUGCGAUUGAAAGCGUCGGUGUGAAGCAGAGCCCGAUGGGACAGUUCCUGGAAGCAAUGGGACUGAUGCCGGAUGCGUUCUAAUGCCCUCGUAAUCUACUAGUGGCCAUCAUUAGGCGGUUGCGAUGCACCGACAGCCAUCCAAAAUUCAUCAGCGAAUAACGAAACCAAACUACUUAUAGACAGUUAUUACUAAAUUGUUUUUGAGAGACGUUGAACCUAUGAUAUUUUCAGCGUGAGAUUUUUAAGUUAUAAAGGAUCUGAAUUAAUGCUGAGAAGUUGAAGGCAUGAAUUGUUUGUAAAUAAAUAUUUAUCAAUAACUUUUAUCCUCAAAGUACAGAAAUGCACGGCAGCAAUCCAGACACUAGUCGUAACCUUCUCUAUGUAGGGAAUAAUAUUUGAAAUAACGUUUGUCUUUUUCGAAUGUAAAACACUUAUUGAACAACAAUAAAGUAUAUUUUGAUCAAUUUAAAAAA
This is a messenger RNA of Armigeres subalbatus, 1132 nucleotides long. RefSeq names its product PRA1 family protein 3. The transcript has 3 exons. Gene Ontology annotation, cellular component: membrane. The coding region runs from base 174 to 740 and encodes 188 amino acids. Lineage: Eukaryota; Metazoa; Arthropoda; Insecta; Diptera; Culicidae. The record is from RefSeq and is a predicted model, not a curated record.